GCGGCCGCUGCGGCCUGUGGCGCGCCGUCACCCGGCAGAGCCGAGCGGGCGAAGCGAGGCGCCGCAGCCGCUGCCACUUGCCGCUCGGCCGGCGCGCGCGCGUGUGUGCGUGUGCGUGUGUGUGUGCGCGUGUGCCUGUGUGUGUGUGUGUCGGGGGUGAAGGGGGGGGGACGGUUCUCCCGCCGCCGUUCGAGCGCCGCGCGCGCGCGCGGGUCCCGUUAUCAUGUCGUGGAGGCAGCGCCUGGUCCAGCUGGCGAGCGGGCUGCAGGAGCCGCAGAAAGUGGCCCGUUUCCAGCAGCUGUGCGGGGUGGGAGCGCUGCCGAGCGGCGCCGCCGCCGACGACGGAGAAGAUGAGCCGAGAGCCGACGUGCGCCUCGCCCCGGACGCCCGGCGCCGAGAGCGGCAGCCGGGGGCGUCCGGAGGCCCCGAGUCGCCCGCGAGCGAGCGCAAUCAGUGCCUGGCCAAAGCGGGCAGCGGCGCCGGCGCCGGCGCCCCCAACGGCGUUCGGAACGGGCUGGCCGCCGAGCCGGGCCCGACCGCGCCGCGCCGCGCGGCUCCCCUGCGCCGCAACUCGCUGACUGGCGAGGAGGGCCAGCUGGUGCCCGUGAGCAACUGGCCGCUCUACUACCUGUUCAGCUUUGGCACGGAGCUGGGCAAUGAACUCUUUUACAUCCUCUUCUUCCCCUUCUGGAUCUGGAACCUGGACCCCCUCGUGGGCCGGAGGCUCGUGAUCAUCUGGGUGCUGGUCAUGUACCUGGGCCAGUGCACCAAGGACAUCGUCCGCUGGCCGCGGCCCGCCUCGCCGCCCGUGGUCAAGUUGGAGGUGUUCUACAACUCCGAGUACAGCAUGCCGUCCACCCAUGCCAUGGCCGGCACCGCCAUCCCCAUCUCCAUGAUCCUCCUCACCUACGGCCGCUGGCAGUAUCCUGUUAUCUAUGGACUGAUCCUUAUUCCGUGCUGGUGUUCUCUAGUUUGCCUCAGUAGAAUUUACAUGGGAAUGCACUCCAUUCUGGACAUUAUUGCUGGAUUCCUAUACACCCUUUUAAUUCUAGCUGUCUUCUAUCCAUUUGUGGACCUGAUUGACAACUUCAACCAAACUCACAGAUAUGCUCCUUUAAUCAUCAUUGGGCUUCAUUUAGCCCUGGGGAUCUUUUCUUUCACCCUUGACACCUGGAGUACAUCUCGAGGAGACACAGCUGAAAUUCUUGGAAGUGGUGCUGGAAUUGCAUGUGGAUCUCAUGUUACUUAUAAUGUGGGUCUAAUAAUAGACCCUCCACUGGAUAUAUUACCUUUAGUUAGGCCCCCCAUUACUGUGACUCUCUUUGGAAAAGCCAUAUUGCGAAUCCUCAUAGGGAUGAUAUUUGUACUACUGGUCAGAUAUAUAAUGAAAAAGAUUACCAUUCCUUUAGCCUGUAAAGUUUUCAAUAUACCAUGUGAUGAUAUUCGAAAAGCAAGACAGCAUAUGGAAGUAGAACUUCCAUAUAGGUAUAUUACUUAUGGAAUGGUUGGUUUCUCUAUUGCAUUUUUGGUUCCUUAUAUAUUUUCCUUUAUUGGUAUCUCCUGAUGGAGAAAUACUGCUUAUGAUAAGAAAGGUGGAUAUCAAUCGCUGAUACAUAAAAAUAUAUUCUAGCUAAAAGCCAAAUCAGAAGUUAUUAGGCUUUUGCAGGAAUUUAACUUAAAUAAUUAUUUAAGUAAAUUCAUGGGUCAGUGCAUUUUAUCAUUGCACAUUCAGAUAUUUUAAGUGAGCUGAGCUGUUUUAACACAGAAAAUGUUAAGUAUCCAUUUAGAAUGUUUAUGUAAUAUUUGAAAAGUUGUUGUGCUGUUGCAGACUAAAGUUAUAUAUAAUAUAUAUUGAGGUGCAUAAUAUUUAGUUAUGUAUUUAAUAUAUGUUAUAUAUAAAAGAAUACAUCUACAUUUUAAAGCUGGGUGUAUUAUCAAAGUAAUAAUAUGCAAACAUUUGUGCCUGUAUCUUUGUACUUAAUACAGGUAUGUUAUUAAUGGAUAUAUUUAACAUUUAUUUACUAUUGGAGCCAUUCCCUAAUUGAAUUGCAUAGUAGACCAGAAUUCAUAUACUACCACAUUGAUUUACUGCCUCUUUUUACACUGCCAUCACCUUUCAUGUUACCCAUGAUGUUGAACAUGGGAGGCAAUUUAAUGGACCAAAUUUUCAGAAAACUAAGUAUAGAUUCUCUUUUUUUUUUCUAGUUCUGUACACUGUGUUGAAUGUACUUUUUGUAUUCUCAGUUGUUUUUUCAUUAGUUUAACAAUUCAGGUACUGAAUUUUAUUGCUUGCUAGUGUGCCUUUCUGUUGCAGAAUUAAGAAAUGCCAUGUAUACUGUGACAUAAAAAAGACUCUAAAAUACAUAUAAUCAGGCAAGUAUUUAAAAAAUAUAUGUCAAGCUAACAGGGCUGAAAAAUAAGCUACUCUUAAUUCUUUAGCCUUUGUUUAGGAAUAAAUUGUGGAAUGGGCUACACUUUCUCACUAAUUUAUUGGGAAGAUAAAUGGAUAAUUAUAUGUCCAUUUUUGUAGGUAUUUUUCUGUGCAUUUUAAGUUAUAGGAACAAGAUAUAUUUUUUGUACAUUGUCUUGAUUGUUUAUACUGCAAGUAGAUAUUUCCAAUAAUUGGAAAUGUAACUGAAAUUUAUAGGUGAGACAAUGCACACAUUCAUGUGUAAACAGACCAUUUCUAAAUUAUUUGGAAAGGAUUGGAUUUAGAAAUGUUAACUUUUAAUACCCAUUUGUUAACUACUUAAGGUUAGUUAUAAAAUCUAAAAGUAUCAGUACUUUGAUCCUUUUAUUUUCUCAAUUAUUUUUAUUUUCACAAUGGAAAAUAUGGAUAUAAUAAUAAAACUAUUAUUUUUUCUGUGCCUUUAUAUUUUGAAGUACAGUUGUAAUUAGGUUAACAUUAAGUUUAUUUGUAGUAAGUUUUUCGUAAAAGAGAAUUAACUUUCCAUAAAAUGAGCUUCAGGUAUGGAAUUACUGACUUUAGUGCAAUAUAUGUCCGAUCAUCCAGAAGUAUUGCUUCAAAUAUUUCUAUUUUGGGCAGCAUAACUAUUUGAGCUCAUAUUUUUAUAAUUCUGAUUGAGAAUUUAGGAGCAUGGUAAUUUUUACCAAGACUGAAUCCAAUAAUUUUAAGUAAAGUGAAUUUGGGACAUUUAACUCUUAGUUAAAAGGAAACCAUGACAUUUAAGGAACAUACAUGUUGGAAAAUGUGUAAAGAACUUUUCUUUAAAAACUGUUUAAAUGAAUUGAAUUUUAGGGACUGUUCUCAUAAUUUUGGUAUAUAUUAUUAAUUUUUAUAACUAGAUGUAAACAUAUUUGGAAAUAUUUGAUUUAUGUUCUAUUACUUUCUGUCCUAUGAUAGUUCCAUGCUAAAUAUUUUAAAAAUAAAAAAGCCAAAUUCAGGACUGAAA
Molecule: messenger RNA, 3413 nt
Organism: Sorex araneus (European shrew)
Lineage: Eukaryota; Metazoa; Chordata; Mammalia; Eulipotyphla; Soricidae
Gene: SGPP1
Product: sphingosine-1-phosphate phosphatase 1
Exons: 3
Coding region: 224-1564 (446 amino acids)
Biological process (GO): phospholipid dephosphorylation; sphingosine metabolic process
Cellular component (GO): endoplasmic reticulum membrane
Molecular function (GO): sphingosine-1-phosphate phosphatase activity
Source: RefSeq, a predicted model, not a curated record